Talaromyces amestolkiae is the source of this 870-nucleotide messenger RNA. RefSeq lists its product as uncharacterized. The coding region runs from base 1 to 870 and encodes 289 amino acids. NCBI's taxonomy places the organism in Eukaryota, Fungi, Ascomycota, Eurotiomycetes, Eurotiales, Trichocomaceae. The transcript is spliced from 2 exons. The record is from RefSeq and is a predicted model, not a curated record. Gene Ontology annotation, molecular function: S-adenosylmethionine-dependent methyltransferase activity.
AUGCCUGAACAAUCCCUACCACCAAGCUCUCUGCGCGACCACAUGGACAAAUACGCCGGCGAAACAUACGUCGAAGGCUGGGCCGAGCUAUGGAACAAUAAGCAAGAGAAGGAGCCACUACCAUGGGACCGGGGCUGUCACAGUACCGCUCUAGAGGAUCUUCUGAUGAAAUGGAAGCAAUCUGGGGAAGGUGUCUUUGCUCAAAAGCCUCAAGGAGGACGACGUAGACGAGCGCUUGUUCCAGGAUGUGGCACGGGGUAUGACGUGCUGCUUCUGGCUAGUUUUGGCUUUGAUGUAUAUGGACUUGAUUAUAGUCGUACUGCUGUUGAGUAUGCAAAGGCAUAUGCGGCCGAGAAUGCUGAAAAGUAUCCCGUCAAAGAUGCUGAGCUUGGGAGGGGAAACUAUGUCUAUGUGGAGGGGGACUAUUUUAAGGAUGACUGGCUGGAGGGCCUCGGGCUUCCGAAUAACUCUUUCGAUUUGAUAUACGACUAUACCUUUUUCUGUGCCCUGCAACCAUGGCUACGACCGCGAUGGGCAAUGAGACAUCGUCAAUUACUUGCGCCGGCACCAACUGGGACUUUGAUCUGUCUUGAAUGGCCUCGUCUCAAGGAUCCGAAAUUGCUAGGCCCGCCCUUUGCGUCACCGUCAUCCGCAUAUUUUGAGCAUUUGACUCAUCCGGGUGAAGAAAUUGCUUACGACUCGGAUGGCAAUGUAAUAGUUGACCCUGCCCGAAAGCCAUGUCCUAUAGGACUUGUGCGAGCGGAACACUUCCAGCCCGAGCGAACAUAUACCACUGGCAAAGACGAGAAAACGGGCGAAGUUCAUGAUCGCAUCGCGGUAUGGCGUCGACAGGACUUCUCUGAUGACUGA